CCACUUAAUGAUGUUCUUGGAGUAUAUCCAGAGUUAAAGGACCGAUCAAUUCAAGAGGGUGAUGCAUUCUCUAUUGUUUGUGGACCGAAAGAGCCAAAAGGAUAUGUUCGUGUUUUGGGUUUAGGUCCUACUCCUCAAGAUAUUGGCACUCCAGAGUUGAAGUCUUAUACUGCAACAAGACUACAAAUGGAGAUUCUUGCUCGUACAAAGGUUCAAAGUGAGAAGGCUGCUUUAGAAGAGCGUGUACUUGAGCUACAGACUCAAAUUGAGCAAAGGGCUCAACCAGACCGGGCAAGUGAAGAGCCCAUGUCACAUCGCGGCUCUACUUCAUUUCAACAUAAGGUGAUGAGGAACAAGUUUGCUGCUGAGGAUGAGGAAGACAAUGAAGAAUAUUGUGCUUCUGAAGAUGAGGAAUUAGAUGAUGAGGAUGAUCAAAUAUUUCAUCAGAUGCAAGGUGCUAACUCACCAAGAUCUACAAGGCACUUUGCUGAAGCUUCACACUCUAAACAUGAUGAUCUUGUUGGAAAAGAUGUCAUAUUAUAUGCUAUGUUGAGAUCUGAUUUGCCUGUGGCUAAAGGGACAAUUGUUUCUACUAAACCAAGCACCACAGUUGGAGGCCAGAUCCUUGGAAGGCAAUAUUGUGAAGUUAUUGUAACUUGUGUGAUAAAACGAGAUACAGUUUUGCCUCGCCCUUGUGCAAAUGUGGAAACUAUGGCUGAUGCUUACAUGAUGUCAGUUGCAUGGCCGUACAAGAAACUGAAGUUGGUGCAUAAGGCUGCAACACCGUCUAGUGGAGGGUGUUCUGGACAAAGAAAGCUUGUACCUUAAAACAGGAGGAUACAAGAAGCUGGAGUGGUUGCCUGAAGGCUUUUGAACUGCUUGAAGCAUUAGUGUAGCUUUAGUGCUUUUGUGACUGAUCAGCUCUGGAGCAGCUAGAGUGAUGUAGUUGUGGGCUUUUGAACAAUAGCUGGAGUGAUAUGAAACAUUAGUGAUGUAGUUGUGGGCUUUUGAACUGCUUCAAGCUGGAGUGAUGUCGCUGUGGUGCUUUUGUGACUGAUCAUCUCUGGAGCUUUUGUGAAUGAUCUAGCUAUUUGUAAAUGAUCGAAUUGUGAAUGAUAUUAUAAUUGUGAUACUUUUGUGAUCA
Messenger RNA from Zea mays, 1144 nucleotides. RefSeq lists its product as uncharacterized. The coding region runs from base 187 to 828 and encodes 213 amino acids. NCBI's taxonomy places the organism in Eukaryota, Viridiplantae, Streptophyta, Magnoliopsida, Poales, Poaceae. The transcript has 5 exons. The record is from RefSeq and is a predicted model, not a curated record.